AUGCAGGAGUCGGAGCCCAGCGUGCGUCAGCUGCAGCCCAACAUCAUCUCCGUGCGCCUCUUCAAGCGCAAGGUGGGUGGCCUGGGCUUCCUGGUCAAGCAGCGCGUGUGCAAGCCGCCGGUCAUCGUGUCCGACCUGAUCCGGGGCGGCGCGGCCGAGGAGUGCGGCCUGGUGCAGGUGGGCGACAUCGUGCUGGCCGUCAACAACAAGCCGCUGGUGGACCUGAGCUACGAGCGGGCGCUGGAGACGCUGAAGAACGUGUCGGCCGAGAGCCACGCCGUGCUGAUCCUGCGCGGGCCCGAGGGCUUCUCCACGCACCUGGAGACCACGCUGAGCGGCGACGGUCGCCAGCGCACCGUGCGCGUCACCCGGCCCGUCCUCUUCCCCGCCUCCAAGUCCUUCGAGCGCGGCGGCCCGCCGCUGAGCGCCAGCUGCAAGGAGCUGCGCGCCAUCGAGAACCUCUCGCUGACCCCGGUGGCGUCCGGCGUGGGCCCGCGCAAGGAGCCGGCGCCGCCGCCGCCGCCGCGCUCGCUCGUCCCCCUCAUCGAGCAGGACCCCCUCCUGAGGGACGGCGGCGGCGACGGACUCAACUCGCCGCUGCUGCUCAACGGCGUGGAGGAGAACAACGACCUGCUGAAGGAGAUCGAGCCCGUGCUCAAGCUCAUCAAGAACAGCAAGAGGGAGCUCAACGGCGACGGACAGAGAGCCGCAGUGGACCGCAGAGACGCCGAGGUCCAAGUAGACAGGGAUCUGUGCCUGGGAAAUGGCAUGACCUCGCAGCUGGCGUCCGAUAACGACAGAGUGUUUGAUGACCUCUGGAGGAAGGACAACAUGCCCACGGUGCUCAACAACCCGUACUCUGAGAGCGCCGACGAUAGGGGAGCGCCGCCCUCGGGCAGGACAUCGCCCAACAGAAACCUGGUGAACGGCAGUCCCUCCAAGUGCCCGCGCUUCAUGAAGAUCAAGAACUGGGAGAGUGGCACGGUCUACAGCGACACACUGCACCUCAGUGCCAGCAACCAGGUACCCAUCUGCACCGAGAAGGUGUGCCUCGGUUCCAUCAUGACACCCAACCAGCAGAGCCGCAAGCCAGAUGAGGUGCGAACCAAAGAGCAGCUUCUUCCCCUGGCCACUGACUUCAUCAAUCAGUACUACAGCUCCAUAAAAAGAUGUGGCUCCAAGGCGCACGUCGACAGGCUGGAGGAGGUGACGAAGGAGAUCGAGACGACGGGCACGUACCAGCUGAAGGACACGGAGCUCAUCUACGGCGCCAAGCACGCCUGGCGGAACGCUGCCCGAUGCGUGGGCAGGAUCCAGUGGUCAAAGCUGCAGGUAUUUGAUGCCAGAGACUGUUCAACAGCUCAUGGGAUGUUUAAUUCCAUCUGUAAUCAUAUCAAAUAUGCCACCAACAAAGGCAACCUCAGAUCGGCCAUCACCAUAUUCCCCCAGAGGACGGACGGGAAACACGACUACCGCGUGUGGAACAACCAGCUGAUCCGCUACGCUGGCUACAAGCAGCCUGACAGCUCUGUACUGGGAGACCCAGCCUCAGUGGAGCUCACAGAGAUCUGUAUGCAGCAGGGCUGGAAAGCCCCACGCGGGCGCUUCGAUGUCCUCCCCCUCCUGCUGCAGGCCAACGGGAACGACCCAGAGCUGUUUGAGCUGCCCGACGACCUCAUCCUGGAGGUGCCCAUCAUCCACCCAAAGUUCGAGUGGUUCAAGGAGCUGGAUCUGAAGUGGUACGGGCUGCCCGCCGUGUCCAACAUGCUGCUGGAGAUCGGCGGCCUGGAGUUCACCGGCUGCCCCUUCAGCGGCUGGUACAUGGGCACAGAGAUCGGCGUCAGGGACUUCUGCGACAGCUCGCGAUACAACAUCCUGGAGGAUGCUGCCAAGAUGAUGGGACUGGACACCAGGAAAACCUCCUCUCUGUGGAAGGACCAGGCCCUGGUGGAGAUUAACAUUGCUGUCCUGUACAGCUUCCAGAUAUCUAAGGUGACCAUAGUGGACCACCACUCGGCGACAGAGUCCUUCAUCAAGCACAUGGAGAACGAGUUCCGUGUGCGGGGGGGCUGCCCGGGAGACUGGGUAUGGAUCGUGCCGCCCAUGUCGGGCAGCAUCACGCCAGUGUUCCACCAGGAGAUGAUCAAUUAUCGCCUUACGCCCUCGUUCGAGUACCAGUCCGACCCCUGGAACAAUCACGUGUGGAAGGGGGUGAACGGGACUCCCACCAAGAAGAGAACCAUCGGAUUCAAGAAGCUCGCCAAGGCGGUGAAGUUCUCUGCAAAGCUCAUGGGUGCAGCCAUGGCCAAGAGGGUGAAGGCCACCAUUCUGUUUGCCACUGAGACGGGCAAAUCUCAGGACUACGCCAAAACGCUCUGUGAAAUCUUCAAGCACGCUUUUGAUGCCAAGGUUAUGUCCAUGGAGGAGUAUGACAUGGUCGACCUUGAACAUGAGACGCUGGUUCUGGCCGUGACCAGCACCUUUGGCAAUGGGGACCCCCCUGAAAACGGAGAGAAGUUUGGUGCAGCUUUGAUGGAAAUGAGACAUCCCACUUCCAACACAGAGGACAGAAAGAGCUACAAAGUACGGUUCAAUAGUGUCUCCUCCUACUCGGACACACGCAAAUCCUCCAGUGACGAGCCGGAGCCCAAAGACAACUUUGAGAGCACGGGGCCUCUGGCAAACGUCAGGUUUUCUGUGUUUGGCCUUGGCUCCAGGGCCUACCCACACUUCUGCGCCUUUGCCCACGCUGUGGACACUCUGUUCGAGGAGCUGGGGGGGGAGCGCAUCCUACGCAUGGGGGAGGGAGACGAGCUGUGCGGCCAAGAGGAGUCUUUCAGAACCUGGGCCAAGAAGGUUUUCAAGGCUGCGUGUGACGUCUUUUGCGUCGGAGACGACGUGAACAUCGAGAAGGCGAACGACUCGCUCAUCAGUAAUGACCGGAGCUGGAAAAAGAGCAAGUUCCGUCUGACGUACACCGCCGAGGCGCCCGCACUCACUCAAGCACUUUUCUCCGUCCAUAAGAAGAAAGUUUCUGGUGCCAAGCUCUUAGCGCGAGAGAACCUACAGAGUGAGAAAUCCACGCGCUCCACCAUAUUUGUGCGGCUCGCCACAGAUAACCACGACAGCCUGAGAUACCAGCCUGGGGACCAUCUGGGCAUCUUCUCGGGCAACCAGGAGGACUUGGUCAUGGCGCUCAUUGAGAAGCUGGAAGACGCCCCGCCUGUCAAUCAAAUAGUCAGGGUGGAGUUUCUAGAAGAGAGAAACACAGCCUUAGGGGUGAUCAGCAACUGGACAGAUGAGAACCGCAUCCCCCCCUGCACCAUCUACCAGGCCUUCAAGUACUUCCUGGAUAUCACCACCCCACCCACCCCUGUGCUCCUGCAGCAGUUUGCCUCUCUCACCACCAACGAAAAACACAAGAAGAAGCUUGAAGUUCUCAGUAAGGGUCUACAGGAGUAUGAGGAGUGGAAGUGGUACAACAACCCCACCCUGGUGGAGGUGUUCGAGGAGUUCCCGUCGCUGCAGAUCCCCUCCACCCUCCUGCUCACCCAGCUGUCUCUCCUCCAGCCGCGUUACUACUCCAUCAGCUCCUCCCCCGACCUCUACCCUGGGGAGAUCCACCUCACCGUGGCCGUGGUGUCCUACCUCACCAGAGAUGGGGACGGCCCGAUCCAUCACGGAGUUUGCUCCUCCUGGCUCAACAGCAUUGAGACGGACGAAAUGGUCCCCUGCUUCGUUCGAGGGGCUCCCUCUUUCCGACUGCCCAAAGACGUGAGGGUUCCGUGCAUUCUGGUCGGCCCAGGGACUGGCAUUGCCCCCUUCAGAAGCUUCUGGCAGCAGAGGCUGUUUGAUCUGGAGCACAAGGGGAUCAAGUCCUGUCCCAUGCUACUGGUGUUUGGCUGUCGGCAGUCAGAGAUUGAUCACAUCUACAAGGAGGAGACCCUACAGGCAAAGAACAAGGGCAUGUUUAAAGAACUUUACACCGCCUACUCAAGAGAACCAGGAAGACCAAAGAAAUAUGUGCAGGAUGCGCUUCGCGAGCAGCUGUCAGAGACUGUGUACAAGUGCCUAAGGGAGGAGGGCGGCCACAUCUACGUGUGUGGAGAUGUCACCAUGGCUGGAGACGUGCUCAAGACAGUGCAGCAGAUCAUGAAGCAACACGGGAACAUGACACUGGAGGAUGCUGGCUUCUACAUCAGCAAGCUCAGAGAUGAGAACCGGUAUCAUGAGGACAUAUUCGGGGUUACGCUGCGCACGUAUGAGGUCACCAACAGACUGCGAUCGGAAUCCAUUGCGUACAUCGAGGAGAGCAAAAAGGACACAGAUGAGGUCUUCUGUUCAUAAGGUGCCAUUUGCGGAGGUUUGGGUGGAAAAGACUGGUCAGAAGUGCACAACCAUCGAGUAAAACGGCUUGUCAAGAAUACUGUGUCCAUAUUUUUCAUUUUUCGUCUUUUUUUUGUUCAAAGAAAAAGAAAAAAGAAAAAUCACAUUAUGCUUUGUUAUGCCUAACUCUGAAUUUCAGCACUCUGCAACUUCCUUUAAUGUUCAUUUUGUAAAAGAGAUAAAUGUUUUGCUCUCUCACUGUAAAAUUGUAAAGAUCUCAAAUCCAAAUGAGGAUUUAC
Messenger RNA from Sardina pilchardus (European sardine), 4625 nucleotides. RefSeq names its product nitric oxide synthase 1 (neuronal) (gene nos1). Gene Ontology annotation, molecular function: heme binding; FMN binding; flavin adenine dinucleotide binding. Bases 1 to 4347 code for a protein of 1448 amino acids. The transcript is spliced from 28 exons. NCBI's taxonomy places the organism in Eukaryota, Metazoa, Chordata, Actinopteri, Clupeiformes, Clupeidae. Gene Ontology annotation, biological process: nitric oxide biosynthetic process. The record is from RefSeq and is a predicted model, not a curated record.